Leopardus geoffroyi (Geoffroy's cat) is the source of this 3969-nucleotide messenger RNA. It is a transcript of the gene ELK3, whose product is annotated as ETS transcription factor ELK3. Gene Ontology annotation, biological process: cell differentiation; regulation of transcription by RNA polymerase II. The transcript is spliced from 5 exons. Lineage: Eukaryota; Metazoa; Chordata; Mammalia; Carnivora; Felidae. Gene Ontology annotation, cellular component: nucleus. Bases 410 to 1618 code for a protein of 402 amino acids. Gene Ontology annotation, molecular function: DNA-binding transcription factor activity, RNA polymerase II-specific; sequence-specific DNA binding. The record is from RefSeq and is a predicted model, not a curated record.
GGGGCGCGGCGCGGUGCGGGGCGAGCGCGCGGGGCGCAGGCGGCGGAGUAUGCGCGGGCCUCGGCGGCCAGCCCCGGCGCACAGCCGCGGCCGGGGCGCGCGGCGCGGGGCGGAAAAGCCUGUUUACACAGACUGCACACCGCCUGGGGAAUAAUGCAGUAAAGGAAGUGAGCCGGCUCGGCCUGACUGCUCCAACUUCCUGCUCUCACACACACACCAGAGGAAAAAAAAAAAAAAAAAAAAGAGGAGCGAGAGAAAGAAAAAAAAAAGGGGGAAAAAUCAGGAUCUCAUUACAAGAGCAACAGACCGUCUGCAGACGCCUGUCAGCAUGGAAAGUCGGGGGCUUUCGCCCGGUUCCUCCUAGAAAUUCCCCCGAAGAAGGAUCUUGAAAGCUCCCCCACAUCUGGGUAUGGAGAGCGCGAUCACGCUGUGGCAGUUCCUGUUGCAGUUGCUGUUAGACCAGAAGCAUGAGCAUCUGAUCUGCUGGACCUCCAGCGAUGGCGAAUUCAAGCUCCUCAAAGCGGAAGAAGUGGCCAAACUGUGGGGACUCCGCAAGAACAAAACAAACAUGAACUACGAUAAGCUGAGCAGAGCCCUUCGAUACUACUACGACAAGAACAUCAUCAAAAAGGUGAUUGGGCAGAAGUUUGUGUACAAGUUUGUCUCUUUCCCGGAGAUACUGAAAAUGGACCCUCACGCGGUGGAGAUCAGCCGGGAGAGCCUUUUGCUGCAGGACAGCGACUGCAAGGCGCCUCCCGAGGGCCGCGAGGCACACAGACACGGCUUGUCAGCCCUCAAAAGCGCAAGCCGCAACGAAUACAUCCACUCAGGCCUGUACUCGUCCUUCACCAUUAAUUCCCUGCAGAACCCACCAGAAUCCUUCAAGGCAAUCAAGACAGAGAAGCUGGAGGAGCAGCCAGAAGACAGCCCUCCCGUGGAAGAAGUCAGGACUGUCAUCAGGUUUGUGACCAAUAAAACCGACAAGCACACCAGCAGGCCCGUGGUGCCCCUGCCCUCCACCUCUGAGGCCUUCCUGGCCUCGUCCGCCUCAGCCAAGGUCUCCUCUUUAAUGUUGCCAAAUGCCGCCAGCAUUUCGUCCGCUUCACCCUCCUCGUCUCGGUCCCCGUCCCUGUCCCCCAGCUCGCCCCUCCCUUCUGAACACAGAAGCCUCUUCCUGGAGGCCGCCUGCCAUGACUCCGAUUCCCUAGAGCCCUUGAACCUGUCAUCGGGCUCCAAGACCAGGUCUCCAUCUCUUCCCCCAAAGGCCAAAAAACCCAAAGGCUUGGAAAUCUCUGCGCCCCCGCUGGUGCUCUCUGGCACUGACAUCGGCUCCAUCGCCCUCAACAGCCCAGCUCUCCCCUCGGGAUCCCUCACCCCAGCCUUCUUCACCGCACAGACACCAAAUGGAUUGCUUCUGACCCCGAGUCCACUGCUAUCCAGCAUACAUUUCUGGAGCAGCCUUAGUCCAGUUGCUCCUCUGAGUCCUGCCCGGUUGCAAGGGCCAAACACGCUGUUCCAGUUUCCAACACUGCUUAAUGGCCACAUGCCAGUGCCAAUCCCCAGUCUGGAUAGAGCUGCUUCUCCAGUACUGCUUUCUUCGAACUCUCAGAAAUCCUGAUGACAUCUGGCCACAAUUAAAGACUUAUUAACUGAUGAGACAAAUUUGUCCCCCUGGGCUAGUUUACCUGUGUCAUGAGAAGGACAUUGUGAAACCCUAUGUUAAUUUGGUUUGCACUUUUCAUAACAUGGAUGGUCUAGAUUUAUGUUAGCAUUUUUAAAACUUUUUUUUUUUAUAUUCAAGUAUAUAUGAAGAUCUGUUUGGCAUUAAGUGAAUUUUAAUGUUUUUGUUUUAUAUCUUCUUAGCUCUUAAGUGUUGAACACUGUUGACAGUGAAGAACUUUUAAUGGUUUUCAGUAUAACUAAUAAGGAUGUGAAGCUUUUUUUCUCUUUAAUUCCGCAUACGCUGAACUAUGCUUAUAGACACUAUAACCAGCUGUGCCUUCCUUUGCAUUUAGUUUUAUGUAAAUGAUUUAUAUAUUUUUUAGUAUUAAGAGAAAAUGUUUGAAAGACAAAAAUUAGUAUCAAACAGCUCUCUAGUAGAAUUUCAUUAUUUUCCACAAGUAGGCAACAUGAAAGCAUAUUCAUAUUUUUCCUUUUCGCUUUCAAUUGUAUAAGAAUUGCCUUAGAACCUCUUUUGAACUGAAAUUCAGUAAAUGUCCAAGUUAAUGUUUUUAUAAAAUAAACUAAGCCAUAUUUAGAAAAUAAACAUUCAUAAAAGAAAAUGUUCUAAAGUGCAUUUUUUAAAAAAUGAACUUUGAAAGGCUAGCCACCUGUUUACAAUCUUUUAGACUCCUCCCAAGCAUAAACCGGAGAUGGAAAUCUACAUCAAGUUCACUCUACCCAUGCCCUUGAAAUAUCUAUGUAAGCAUGUUCUUAUUUCAAAAAAUCAGCUGUGGGUCUCCCAGUUUCCCUAGAGAAUCACACCCCUGAUAUAUUUCCUGUACCAUUAUGAGUUAGGGUAAACCCCUACAACCAUAAUUAACAUUUAAAAUACCUAUGCUUUGGAAGAGGCUCACAGACAACAAUUUUAGAACACCAAGUAUCUUCAUGUGUACAGGCAUAGCCUUGCCUGUGAAACUGAGAGGUAGGAUACAUUGCUUUAUGUAUUACUACGUUUAUGGGGAGAAUGGAGGAAACUGGAUACAAGAAAUAUAAAAUUCUUCAGGAACCUCAUCAUUAUGGAACUGAAUUAGUAACAAUUUGGAGCACUCAGCAGUUAACUCUCUUGUGUAGCACAGUUUAGAGCAGUGAUAACAAACAUCAGGCACCACUCUAAGGCACUGUUCUGUACACGAGGUAGGAAAAUUCUAAUGUGGAGAGAACUGGAAAGUGUCCGGCACUUUCAAGAUCAGAUGAUCAUCCUGAACUGUAAGUAACCAAUUUGAAAUAUGGCUAAAUGACUCCAAAGUAGGUGUUAAGUGGCAAGGAUUAUGAAAAAGCAUAAAAAAUAAAGCUUGUGAAAACAAACAUUUCUGCAAUUUUCUAAAAAUCUUGAGAUUUUUCAGUUGGAAUUAAGCAUCUCUGUACAUCUCCAAUAUACAACUCUGGAUAUAAAUUCCCAAAUCCACAGACACUGCUGUCACUCCCUCAUAGGCUGAGGAAAAUUCUGUACUAAAAUAAAAGAGCUGGUCUGGGGAACUGAGAUGUACCCAACAUGAAAUGCUACAGGUAGAGGGGGCCUUUGAGAAUACUUCUCACCACUGUUUCUAGAUAAGGCAAUUACACAAACUGGGAGCUGCCUGAGGCCACACAGCUCAUUAAAGAUAGAACAGUGACUGGUGCUCAGUCCAGUUAUGCUUUUCCACUCCUGGCUGUAACUAACUACUGGCCCCAAGCUGUAUGUUAGAACAUUAAAAAAAAUUCAUCGGAUAAGUGAAGAACAUACCCCAAAUGGAAGAUUCUUACAGAGAAAGUUAAUCAAUGUACAAAAACUUCAACCAAAAAUAUUUUUAAGUGUAUAUGCUGAUUGGAAAUAUUCAAAUGACUAUAAACCCAAUUCCUAUAUUUCCUUCCUUGAAAUACUAUGGACUCUAGCUGUUUAUUAGAAACGGAAAAACACCAUAAUUUUUAUGGAUCAGAAAACUAUGACACAAAUAGAGAAUUGGAGGUAUUGAAAUGUAACUCUUAUAGCUCUGCCUCAUUCUGUGUGUGUGUGUGUGUGUGUGUUUUAACAGUUAUUUUAGUCAGAGAAUAGAUUUCAAAGAACAUAUUAAAUAACUUUUUCCUUUUUAUUGUCUGCUUGAUCAGUGUUAAACUACUACUAUAGCUAAGGUUUUAUAGAACUAUAACCUAAAUGUUGGUCUCUUUGUACACACCUUUUCUAUGAGUGCAUAUCUUCAUUCACUUUCAUAUAUGUAUCAAUUUUACUAUUAUUUUUGUUCAAUAAAUACUUUGUGAUAAAAGGUGCAA